Messenger RNA from Symbiodinium natans, 1884 nucleotides. The record is from the annotation of a GenBank genome assembly. NCBI's taxonomy places the organism in Eukaryota, Dinophyceae, Suessiales, Symbiodiniaceae.
AUGCCUGCAAAGAUCAAGAACCUAACGGCAAACGUAGGAGACUGGUUUCGCAGUUGCCUGGUUGGCCUUGGCCUCCUCUUGGGCCGUGCCCAAUGCUUCCUGGCACCGGAAGCCAAGGCUGAGGCCAGAGCCAAGGUGCCGGGAUGGCUGCAGCAGCUCGCUUGGGCUCCGCUGUGGGCCCCUUUGGGGGCUCUCGCGGAGGACCCGCAGUCCCCGGAGGACGCGCUGGCGCAGCUGAUCAAGAAGGCGACGGGACAGGACGGUGGAAGCGGAGAGUCCACGCCGAGUCUGCUCCUCCUGGGCUUCGGGGCAUUGCUGCUCUACGGCGUCUUCGCUGUCUUCAAGUUCCUGCUUGCUGCUGUUGGGGGGCUCUUCGUUGUCCGCGAGCUUGAUCAGCAGUUCGGGAAGGACAGUCGCAAGAGCUCCAAGCUUUUCGAGAAAGCUCUGCGGCGCUUCGCCGGCGAGCCUGCAGACUUGCUGGAGGAGAGGCGCCUGAAGGUCGUCCGCCUCAAUGACGAGGUCGUUAGCUUUCAAGCAGCAUUGGCGGAGCAAACCUCAGGACCCUCUGCUGGAGCUGCCCUGCGGGACCAGACGCGGCGCCGGCGCUUUGCCGAGACCUGGCAGCAUGUGUUGGAUGACGUGGCCAUCUCGGAGGCGGAGAGGCAGAAGAUCGAGGAGGCGGUGGCGAAGUACAUGGAAAGCGAGCGGGAGAGGCAGGAGGAGUUCCGCGAGUCCCGCGGCCAGUGGCUCGCUUCCCUCUUCGACAGCUCCUUCUUUGGCGGGAUGUCGAGCCGCUUCCAGGUGACCUCCAGCUUGGACAAGCAGAUCCGGCUGCAAGAGGAGCUCAUCAACAGCAUCAAGAAGGCCGUCCCCGACUCCAAGUUCGAGAACUUGAAGAAGGUCCUGUCUGAGAACGUGGACCUCAGCUGGUUGCUUGACCAAGCCGAAGCCAAGAAAGCGGAAGCAUCCGAAAACUCGCCCAGCACGGUCUACGUCCUAGACUUCGACGGCGACCCCACGGCUGCUGGGGUCGCCCUGCUCUCCCAGGAGGUCACGGCCAUCCUCGAGGCCAAGCAGCCCCCCAAGGAGGUAGUGUUGAAGCUCAAGUCGCCCGGAGGUACGGUCACGGGCUAUGGGCUGGCGGCGGCGCAGCUGCUGCGGUUCCGUCACCGCAACGUACGCCUCGUCGCCUGCGUGGACGAGCUGGCAGCCAGCGGUGGGUACAUGAUGGCCUGCUGCGCCGACCAUGUCCUGUGCUCGCCCUUCGCAGCAGUCGGCAGCAUCGGCGUGAUCGCGGGCGUACCCAACGCAGUGGAGCGCUUGGACCGGGAGGGGCUGAAGGUCAUCCAAACGACGGCCGGGAAGUGGAAGCGGACCAUCGACCCCUUCCAAGCCCCGACACCCGAAGCCUUGGAGAAAGCCGAGGAGGACGUCAAUCGCAUCUAUCGACAGUUCUCCAGCUUUGUGAAGGGCAACCGUCCCAAUCUAAACAUAGAGGAGGUCGCGACUGGUGAAGUAUGGUUCGGGGCGGAUGCCUUGGAGAAAGGUUUGGUCGAUGAGCUGAAGACCUCUUCAGAGUAUUUGCUGGAGCACAUGAAGCAGGGCCAUGAGGUGCUGAGCCUCAGCUACAACGCACAGUCCCGAGGCUUGGGCAGCCUUGUCGGCUCCCUCGCAACAGCCUCGGACUUCGCGCAAGCCUUGAGUAAAGCAUCAGAGCUGUCGGAGCUGUCGGAGCUGUCGGAUCUAUCCACGGAGCUGUCUUCCAUUUCCCAGCUUUCCAAAUUCGCCAAGCUUGCCGAAAGCAACGCCUGGCCGAGCUCUCUUCCUGAGCCACGGGUUCAGGCCCGGGGCCCCUUGGGGUCCUUGGGCGACCGCGGCUUCUAG